UUUUUUUUGUUCAUUCCCAGAGGAAAACUAGUUUUUGUGUUAUGCCAGUUCUGUCAUCAUGUUGUUGUUCUCAUUUCAAACAUUUUGUUGUAACCCAAGUAUCUAGAUGGUAUAAAUAGGUUGAGGAGGUUGUAAAUGUCACGUCAAUCAUGGCACUGUUUUCCAAGGUAAAAGAUAUCUUCAAAAGCACCUCUUCUGUGAAGAGGAAGAAAGUCUACCACAAUGUUAAAAUACAAAACCCAGCAGAUGUCUGGAUCAUUAAGAGUGAAAUUGGUGAUGGUGCAUAUGGUAAAGUUUAUAAGGCAGAGAAUAUACACAAUGGAACUUUAGCAGCACUGAAGAAGGUUGCCUUAGAGGAGGAUGAAGACCUUGACAACUUCAUGGUGGAAAUAGACAUUCUGGCAGAAUGUCAGCAUGCAAACGUUGUGAGAUUGCUGGAGGCGUACCACUGGGAGGGAUGUCUCUGGAUGUACCUGGAGUUCUGUGAUGGAGGGGCUGUGGACAGCAUCAUGGUUGAUCUUGAUCGCCCCUUGACAGAAGAACAAAUUUCCUACAUCACCCACCAUCUACUUCAGGCUCUAGACUAUGUCCACAGGCAUAGGGUGAUUCACCGAGACAUCAAGGCAGGCAAUGUCCUCCUCACAACUGAUGGAGGUGUCAAGCUGGCGGAUUUUGGUGUGUCAGCAAAGAACAAGAACACAAUGGACAAGCGCGGCACCUUUAUUGGGACGCCAUAUUGGCUCGCCCCUGAGGUUAUAAAGUGCGAGACGAUCAUUGACUCCAAAUAUGAUUACAAGGCGGACAUUUGGUCCCUGGGCAUCACACUCAUAGAGUUCGCUCAAAUGGACCCUCCGUACCACGAGGUGUCGCCGCUCAGAGUUCUUCUCAAAAUCCAGAAAUCUGAUCCACCAAAGUUAGACUGCCCAAGCAAGUUCUCCCGAGACUUCAACGACUUCAUCGCCUCGUGUCUAGUGAAGAACCCUGAUGAGCGGCCUGACGCACGCCAGCUCAUGAAUCAUCCUUUUGUGAAGAAGCCUCAAAACGCCAAGCACAUCAUUGCGCUGCUCAUUGAGUACCAGGCUGAUGUGGUCGAAGAGGAUGUUGAAGAAGAUCCGCGGGCAUCGCGCCUCAGUCUUGAUUCAGUCGACCAGCACAGCUUGAGCCAAGACUCCGAGAGCAUCGCUAGCAAGCAACAAAAGGAGGCUACCCCGACGGGCGUUACAGAGAGACGGGCUACUAAAGGACCCGCUCCUCCUCCUCCUCCUGCGCCUUCCAAGAAGGGUCCUGCUCCAUCCACUCCUUCUCCUGCAGUCGUCACAACGCCCUCCACAUUCCCUGCCCCUGCCUCAUCUUCCACUCCAACCAUCACUCCUGGUACUGCCGUUACUUCGUCCCUUGCAGUAACAUCUUCUGCCACUUCGGCCCCGAUAGCCUCACCUGUUACCAGUCCAUCCAUUGAUUUGAAUGUCAUCGCGCCAUCGCCUCUACCAUCUGCUGAUGUGUCUCCUCCUCCCCCCGUGUCUCCUUCAGUGUCUCCUCUAUCGCCUGUUUUGUCCCCUGAUCCUUCUUCUCAACCUUCUGUCCCUGUAGCUUCCUCAGAUUCCCCAAAAGGCUUGGUUCCUCAGCCUCCAUCUGUCCCUACUACCACAACUGUCUCUUCGUCACCCCCAGACUCUGGUGCGUCGUCAUCUGUCAAUAAUGUGCAAUCCCCUUCAUCUGUUCCUGUCACUUCUCCUGCUGCUUAUAUCGCCACUGUGACUUCAUCUGUUAGAUUAUCACCAUCUGUGGAGACUGAUGUAGUAGCUUCAUCAUCACAAAACGAUGACACAUUUGAUUCACCACCAACUGGUAAGGAUGAAAACUUGAGUGACUCUGACUCAAAACUUGUGCCUGAUGACCCGCUGAUUAAUUCACCAACUACCAAGACUCUUCCAAGCCCUGCUUUUGAUUCAACCAUCACAACCGCUAUCCCUACUUCCAGCGGUGAUGUUGUGCUUAGUGGCGCUUCCCCUGAAGUCUCUUGUUCCUCUCCCAUUAGUUACUCUACUACUUCUGUUCCUGUUGCUGUAGUCUCUAGCAGCGGCGUGAGUGUCUCUGUUCCAGAAGCUCCUCUGGAUGCUCCACAGCAGUCAAUGGCGCUUCCGCUUUCAGUUGUGUCUGCUUCUGUGUGUGUGGCUACCGCUGAUGUUGCUAGUACGUCUACUGCUGACACAUCCAUGGUUAGCAUCACGACUCUUGGAGAUGACAUGGCCGUUGAAACGGUCAAUAUUGUGCCCCAAGAGAAGCUCGUUAUUGAAGAAAAUGAAGAUGUUUCAUCGUUUCCAGUAAUCCCACCCUCUGUGAUAGUAGACUCUACUUCCAAAACACACAUUAUUAGUGAUGGUUUUCCAAAAGAUAUUCAAGAUGGUCAUUGCCAACCAUCAAGCACUGUCGUUUCAAUCGGAGAUCCCAUGCCUGAUAUAAGAGCUUUCGAUCACGACGUAGGCACUAUAGCUGACGCACUUGACGUGUGCGGUUCUAUCGACGAUGCGCUCGACGAGUCCUUGUAUACCAUGGACAGAGAAGAGAUAAUUGACGGUUAUGCCGAGCCUUCUUUGCCGACGAAAUCAACUUCCAAACCUGCAGAAACUCGCCAGAGAUCACCAGACGACCUUCCCAGCAACGAGCUCUCGAUUGUUGUGUGCCCUGAUGCUCCUGAUGAUGCUGAUGCUGACUUGAUGCCUCAAACUAUCACCCCAGCGGCUGAUCAUCGGACCCUUGAUGUGCCUGUCGCUCAGAUCAUUGCGUCCAUAGGCAGUGAAGGCACGGUGAUCGUUCGCACCCCCACCCCCACACCUCAGACGCCCACGCCCCCCACCUCCACCCCACCUCCCCAGCAGUCGCUUGUCACCUUCUCAGGCCCAGGUGUGGUCGAGAGCCCUACCUCCACCCCCCUGGACAGCCCUCGCGCCCCUCCCCUGGGGGACGAGAGCUACACCCUUGCUGCAGAGGAGGCUGUGCAGCUGCUGGAUGAAGUGAUCGACCACCACGAGACGAGUUCCCCCGACCAGUCCCUGCUGCACGACUCCACCCUGAACGAGUCCACCAGCAGCGUGGUGGUAGUGGACGGUCCCAGGCAGGUGGUCAUCUCGCACUCCCACACCCUCGACGGCGAGAGCAACACCGACGAUGUCGCGUCGCCUACGAGAGUGGCAGGGAAGACGCACAUCUCAGUGGUGCCUGUAGCGGAGCACACCUCGCCUGCGCCUCCCGACGCUCUGCACGUGACCAUCGAGGGCACCACUCUGGGCGACACCGACGUCGACUCCCUCGUGACGCCUCACAAGCAUUCCAAGUCUGCGGAUGCGGUCAAUGGUCGAGACGCGCCUGUGGCUGUCACUGCUGCGCGUCACGCUCUCGAGGACAGGUCGGACAGCGACAGUAUCAGCACCGUGAGCUCAGAGAAGGAGAACAGCAAACCGACGGGCGUUGGUGGCGGCGGCAGCAGCGAGGAGGAGGUCGUGCUGCGGCACCCGACCGCCGGCCGGUCGCCGUCCACGGACACGUCGUCGUACCGCAGCGAGGCUGGCGAGUCUAUGAUCGAAGACUCGACUCUGAAGAACGUCAAUCGUCAACGCCAGAGUAGGCAGGCCAUUGCCACCAAGAACGGCCGCACCAAAGAGGAGAAUGAGAGCAUUGCUCUUAGGAAGAAGACGCGCAAGCGCACCAGGAAGUUCAUGAUAGACGGCGUCGUCAUGACUACCACCACAAGCAAGGUUAUCUACGGCGACGACGAAGAAGGCAACAUUAUGACGUCCGGCCAUCUGGCGCGCAAGCAGGAGCUCCGCGAGCUGAAGCUGCUGCAGAAGAUCGAGCAGAAGCAGUUCCAGGAGCUCGGCAUCAAAGCCAACAACGCCAGGAUCGAGCAGGAGAGGAAAUUUGAGGCUGAGAGAAGUCAGCUCGUCAGAACUUACGACAACGACGUGGACACGCUCAACAGACAUCAAAAACAACAGGUUGAGCGCACAGAAGCCCAGCACGAAGUUGAGUUGAAGAGUUCCAGCAAAAGGAUCAGAGCUGACCAGGAGAAAGAGCUACGAUCCUUCCGCGACUCGUUGAAGAUCGAAUUGAAGCUGCUCAAGCAGGAGGUCGACCUUUUGCCGAAGGAUGUGAGGAAGGAAGCUCUGAGGAGUCGCAAGGAACACCUGGAGAGCGAUCAAGCUGAGCGGGAAAAAGCUUUCCUAGAAAGAUUGCACCAAAAUCAUGAGUCGAGCAUGAAACGGCUGUCUGAGGAGCACAGAGCUCACGUCGCACUUCUGGAGCGGCAGUUCCUGCAGAAGAAGCACCAGAUGUUGAGGGCGAGAGAAGCUGCUCUAUGGGAGCUUGAGGAACGUCAUCUGCACGAGAGACAUCAACUGGCCAAACGACAACUCAAAGAUAUCUUCUUCCUCCAACGUCACCAGAUGUUGCUGCGUCACGAGAAGGAACUGGAGCAAGUGAGGCGUCAGAACUGUCAUCGUGAAGAGGAGCUGAUCAAGCGUCAGGCCAUUGAGCGACGUGCCAUGCCCAAGAGGAUCCGUCAGGAGAUGAAAGCCAGGGAGCUCAUGUUCAGGGAGAGCUUGAGGAUCAGCACCACCAACCUGCCUGAAUCACAUCAGGACGAGAAAGAGCGACUGCGCAAGUUUCAAAUGUGUGAACGUCGCCGUUAUGAAGCUGAACGCAAACGUGCUGAUCAGAAGCACAAAAAACAACUCGAGGAGUUGCAGGCCGCUACCGAGGCCCACGCGAAGGAGCUGGAACAAAUGCAGAACGAGAAGCGCAAGAUGCUUAUGGAGCACGAGACACUCAAGCUGAAAGCCCAAGAGGAAGAGUACCAGAAGGAACUCAAAGAUUGGAAGAAUAAUCUCAAACCCAGAAAACAGAAACUAGAAGACGAGUUCGAGCAGCAGCUGCUGGAGCAGGAGGAGUUCUACGGCGCGUACCUCACAACCAACGGCACGACUCUCCUCUCGUCAGCUGCUGAUGCUCCUACCGCCACCGCCUACUAGCAUCGCUGUCCUCGCCACCAUAUCAGUGCAGAUCUCCGACCUUAUUUCGGAGCCCAAUAAUUACAUUCAUGUUUUGAUUAGGAUCGCAACACCGAGGACGCGACUAUCGGAUUUUAGUUCCAGUCAAAUUGAGUUCCUGUAUGGCAUGGGUGAAGAUAUCUCUAAUGUCGCUUGAAGUCUGAGAAGAAGUAUUUGAUUUCUUUGCACCAUCGGUACCACUUUCCGGGCCUCUUAGGAACUGAGAAAUCUUAAUUUGACCAACUAAUUAGAUUUUUAAGCUUCAAGCUUUUUCGGAAUAGUAAUCUGUUGACAAGUAUGGCUUAUCGUUUCUACUUUCCUUUGCCGAGUCAAAAUUAUUGAGUAUAAUUUAAUUAUUUAUUUGUAAAAUAUUUAGUAUUCUGGAUCUCGCUUGGCGUAAAUUCUACCCCUUAACGUAGCUUCCCAGCAGUUUGUAAGCAGGAUUUCUCAAAUUUCUCAAUGACGGGUAUCUAAUGCAGUGAUUGAUUCGUUAGUUCACGUAUUAUGUUCAGUACCAUGAAAUACUCUUCUUAUGUUGCUGAAUUGGCGGCAAAAAAAUUGUCUGAAAAUAGUUCAUUUCCGAGAAUGAACAGUAUUAUUACAAAUAAUAACUUCCAUUAUAAAAUACUUCUAUUCCCCGACUUCUGCUUUUUCCACUAGUUUUGAUUUUCCUUUUGUUGGGACUCAAAAUUUUAUUGCUCAAUGAGAAUCAAACGGCGAAGUGGCAAGCCUGCGCGCACAAACAACGGAGUUAUUGUAUAUGAUGUUUGUAAUUUGUGUCUCGAUGCAUCGAAAGAACCGCUUGCGGUCGCUCACAUUCGUCCAAUGUCUGUGAAAUGAUUGGCCUACGUAGAUUAAUUAAUUACCCUUAGCUUACAAAGAACGUGAUUCUACCUUGUGCUUGUUCUUCAGUUUUUAGAGUUAAAAUAAUUAGUUUUCUUUAGUUUAUAUCUGUUGCUAUAUUUGAUUGCAGUUCUAUUGAAGGUAUUGUCGUACAAUAUGACGUAUCCAGUCUACGCCCACGUAUGCAAGCGUGCCUAAUGUAAUAUUUGUCCUGACGUGCCUCGAACGUGCAUAUAUUUCGCGUGCGUUUACUGCACUCUCCAAAAUUUGCAUCUAGAUAAAUUUGUCUUAAUAUCUAAUCUUAAUUAUCCGAAAAAUCUGUUAACGCAGCAUUGUUUAUUCGAGAGUGCUGCCGUAUGUAGAAUUAAUGUGAAAUUAGAGGAUGCUUAUAUUAAUUAGUGAUUAGGAGAAGCUGUAAAGCUUAUAAUAAUUAGUAAUUAGUAUAAGCUAUUAAGCUCAUAUUAAUUAAUCUUCAUAAUUUUCCGAGUGUGGCCUCAAUAGAGCGUACAUCGUUUCUAUAAAAACAUUUCCAAAGAUACUGCUAUGAGUGGAGUAGAUUUUGCCUUCUUAUGCGCCUCAUUUGUAGCCAAACUCAUCAAGACUUGUCUAUAUCUUUUGAUCGAAAGCGCGUCAUUUUGUACAUGUUAGAAUUAUUAAGUGCAAGAUGCUGUUAUCAGCAACUUGCUCACAAUGGUUUCCUUUUCUUAUUUUCAAGUUAUUCUUUGUCAGUUGGUAGCAGAUGAACGUUCAUUAUUCGGUUCUUUAUCUUCUUCCGAGUAACCUUCUUUUGUUAUCUCUUAUGUAUAUUUUCUCUUUAUUUUUCAUACGCGCUUACUUCUGCAAUAUUUCCUCUUUCGAAGUCUUUUGAUUGUCUAGUUCUUCCAUGGUUCGCAUCUAUUCCUCACUGCCAUCUCAUCAUAAGACCUUACCAUCGCUUUAUCUCCUGAAUCUCCAUUUCAAAUUAUUGUUUUGCGAGCUUUUCAUCGUCUAAAUUGUUUGUUUGCAACGCACCCAUCUAUUCGUUCUCAUAGCCCAUUACAGAUUUGGAAGAUCAUUGCAGUUCUGUCUCCGACUUUCAGAAAUGAACAACGGAGGUUUCGGUACUUAAUGUUGAGCUUUACAUGUCGAGAAUUUCUGGUUUCACUCAGUUUACUGUGAAAUAGAUUCAUGAUACCAUUGAAGGAGUGUCCCAUGACACCGCUGCCACGCUCAACUAAAGUCGUGCCAAUUGCAUCGAUGUAACUUCCAUUAGGGUUUUUAAACGGAUGAUGCUUUUACUAUUACUCCUAUUUCGACAGUCGAUUAGAUGACCUUGUCUUUAGGAGAGAAUCUGAUCAAUUGCUUAUGGGAUUAGCUCUGCGGUGUGUCACACUUUCAAGUUGUACAUUCUUUAAAUAGGAAUUAGAAGACUUUUAUGUAUUCACUUUUGAAUCUUUACGUACGUGGUUCUUUUUUCAAGUUGAAUGUUUGUUCAUGUUCAAUGUGAAGUUUCAGCGUCUUAAAUCUGGUGGAUAAACUGCAGACAUGAUGUAUCACUUUUCUAUAUUAUCUUGUUUCGCUAACCUGGCGAUUAUGUAUUGCUUUGAAUUUUGAUUUUGAGGAAUUUUAUACUCAAGUUUAGUAUUGGUUUUGUGAGGCAAAACUCUUUUUGUUGCUUUAUGCUUGAAAUUUUGAUUUUGGACUGGAAAUUUGGAUUUUGUUUUGGAGUUUUUUUGCUGCUUUGAAUAUAUCAUAGUGUCACAUUUCGUAUUAAUUUUCUGCUUAUUUCGGAAGCGCCGUGUUUACUGAUUGCUAAGUUUUUUCUGCAGUUCAUUUGUGCAAUUGUAUUAUGAGUUUCAUCGCACGGGCGAGGUACCGUUUUCUAUUUCAUUAAUCCGGAUGACUUGGGUCUCCAACUGUGCGUUGGAGUGACGUGACGUUACCUUUUGCACCAUUGAUUUUUGCAUAGAUUUGAACGUGGUCCCAAAGAAAUUGAAGAUGUAUUUUUCAUUUACCCGUAUUGUCUUCUUACUUUUGUUUGUUGUGAAAAGUUCAAGUAAGAAGAUAAGAACACAGUGCACACCACCGCAUUUGUCUCAGGAAGCUUUAGAAUUUAGGUGAGAAUUCGAUUUUCAAGCGCCGAGAAGCGGUGCUACGAAGAAUAUCCAAGUAGUUUGAAUUACUUGGCAAUUGAUUGAAUGCUUGGUUUUUGAACGGGCCUAUUUCGAUUCGUGCUCUUAUGCAAGUGAUCAGUUUGUUCUUCCAUCGUGUAUGUAUAUUUAUUAAUAUAUAUAUUCAGAGCUUGUAAGUUUGGUCGAUUUCUCCUCUUGCUAUUAUGAGUAUCGUAUCUGUAUUCGCUAGUGAUUACUAUCUCCUAUGUAUUUGCUAGAAAAAUGUAUACUAAUCAAUGCUGGUAAAACUGGCUAAGACAUUUGUAAACGCAGCAUCUUGUUCCUGGCCCGAACCUCUUUAAUUUGUUACGACAACGAAAUAAUAUUAGCUUAAAAUUAUACUGGUCUAUUAUGGAUGCAUACAAAAUUUCAAAACGGAGUCAAUAUUGUACUGCAAAUCAUGGGCCUUGUAGAAAACGUCUAUAAUCUACACCUGGUUAUAACACAUUAGUGUACUAUCUGCUUUAAAAUGGCCUUCGUAAAACCUCAACUGAUUCUUAAUGUCGGUGUAUAAGGUAAUGAUGGCAAUGAUCGCAUUCAUGUCAUGACGCAAGGUGCAAUUCUAGGAAAAUUAGGAUUCGGUAAGUGUCGGCGAGCUCCUGUUGCCUGCCUUCUCUCACUGCAACUCGUGCUGCAAUGUCUUGAAAUAUAUCACAAAACUAUUUUGUGUAAACUUGUGCUUAGAUUUUCUUUAUGGUCGACUAAUAGGAAACUUAGUGCUAGUUUAAUGGUCCUGAACUUUAUCAUGUAUUUAGUUCAAUUGGCGGUCUUCGGUAUUGAUUCUGGUGCUACGAAUACCACUACUGUUACAGUAGUGCCGGUUUUGUGGCAGUGCCCCAAAACUUUCUAUCGCCCACACUGACCAUAAUUGAGAGUCCUCUGGAAUAUUACUGUCCCACUUAGUGUGUCCAAGGCUAUUCUGGAACGUGUGUACAUAUCUUCACGACUGAAGCGCUACAAUUACUUCUUCGCGUCACUAUCGAUAGAGUUUAUAAUUAAUGUUAACAUUCGUAUCGCAAAUAUACUGAAGUAUUAUAA
Molecule: messenger RNA, 9076 nt
Organism: Hyalella azteca
Lineage: Eukaryota; Metazoa; Arthropoda; Malacostraca; Amphipoda; Hyalellidae
Gene: Slik
Product: serine/threonine-protein kinase 10
Exons: 21
Coding region: 150-5027 (1625 amino acids)
Biological process (GO): protein phosphorylation
Molecular function (GO): ATP binding; protein serine/threonine kinase activity
Source: RefSeq, a predicted model, not a curated record